CCACUGCAGGAAGGCAGCCGAACCCUCCGCCCGUGAUGGAGGAGCGGAUCUGAUCCUAUUUUACCGGCUCCUCCGACAAAUAUGCUGCUCGAACAAACCCGGUUUCAACAUAAAAUCACCGGAACCACCGACUAAUUGAUAUGUGAACUGAAUCAGGUGGCAGUCAGAUCCAGUAAAGUCACAGUCAUGUACUCUGAGUGGCGGUCUUUACACCUGGUGGUCCAGAGCGAUCAGGGUCACCUGAGUGUUUUGCACACUUACCCAGCCGGUGUGGGUCGAGACGUGGCAAACGCUGUGGUUCGGCCCCUGGGAAACAGCCUUGGAGGAGUGCCGUCUGAGUGCCUUCUCAAGACUGACAAGGAGGUGAAAUGGACCAUGGAGGUGCUGUGUUACGGCCUGACGCUCCCUCUGGACGGAGACACAGUUAAGUUGUGUGUGGACGUUUACACUGACUGGAUCAUGGCGCUGGUGUCUCCGAGAGACUCCAUCCCGCAGCCCAUAAUCAAAGAGCCUGACCUCUACGUCCAAACCAUCCUCAAACACUUGCACAACCUAUUCCUGCCCAGACCAGAGAACUUCAGCCUGGUGCACUUUAAACUGUGUCAGCAAGUGUUGUCGGCAGUGCAGAAACUGGCGCGAGACUCGUCCAGCAUGGCCAGAGAGACCUGGGAGGUGCUGCUGCUCUUCCUGCUGCGCAUCAAUGACACGCUCCUGGCCCCGCCCACUGUGGGAGGAGGUAUAGCUGAGAAGCUGGCAGAGAAGUUGAUAAGUGUGUUGUUCGAGGUUUGGUUUCUGGCCUGCACGCGCUGUUUCCCCACGCCGCCCUACUGGAAAACUGCCCGAGAGAUGCUGGCCAACUGGAGGCAUCAUCCUCCGGUGGUGGAGCAGUGGAGUAAAGUCAUCGCCGCACUCACGUCCAGGCUGCUGCGGUUCAUGUACGGUCCGUCAUUUCCUCCAUUUAAAGUGCCAGAGGAGGACGCCAGUCUCAUCCCAGCAGAGAUGGACAAUGACUGCGUGGCUCAGACGUGGUAUCGCUUUCUACACAUGCUCAGUAACCCCGUGGACCUGAGCAAUCCCGUCAUAGUGAGUUCCACCCCGAAGUUUCAGGAGCAGUUAUUGGGUGUUAACAGUGUUCCUCAUGAGGUGAUCCAGCACCCCUGCCUGAAACAGCUGCCUCAGAUCUUCUUCAGAGCCAUGAGGGGCAUCAGCUGCCUCGUCGACGCUUUCCUCGGUGUUGCUGUUACUCAGAAACUUGAGUGUCGUGAAACUCUGCCCUCUUCUGGAGUCACAGUGUCUAGGAGCAAUAUUCGAGACAGACUUCCCUCUAUAGGUGUUGCGGUAUCUCGGAAUAAUCUCAGAGAAAGGCUGCCGUCUUAUGGUAUAUCCCGCCCCCGCUCUGACAGUGCUCCGCCCACUCCUGUCAAUAGGCUCAGUAUGCCGCCGCCCCCAACGACAACCAACACCACACCGCCUCACAACCGCAGGCACCGCCCCACUGCUGUCGCCAAAACAACCAGCAAAUCCUCAACGACUGGCCAGACCAGAGUGUCACACCAGCCUUCGUCCACAUCUCCUCUCUCCAGCCCAAACCAGACGAGCUCCGAGCCCCGUCCGCUCCCGGCUCCGACCCGGCCCAAAGUCAACAGUGUGUUAAAUCUGUUCGGCCAGUGGCUGUUUGAUGCUGCGCUGGUCCACUGUAAACUGCACUCCGGCCUGAGCAGAGACAGCAGCAUGACCGCACUGGCCACUCAAGCUGGAGUUGAGCUGAGGCGUAAAGGCUCUCAGAUGUCCACCGACACCAUGGUCUCCAACCCCAUGUUUGACGCCAAUGAGUUUCCUGAUAAUUAUGAGUCCGGUCGAGCUGAAGCAUGCGGAACGCUCUGCAGGAUCUUCUGCAGUAAGAAAACAGGAGAGGAGAUCCUUCCUGUCUACCUGUCCAGGUUCUACAUGGUGCUGAUCCAGGGUCUUCAGAUUUCAGACUUCAUCUGCAGGCCGGUUUUAGCCAGCAUCAUCCUGAACUCUUCUGCUCUGUUCUGCUCCGAUCUCAAGGGAAUCAAUGUAGUGGUUCCCUACUUCAUAUCUGCACUGGAGACCAUCCUGCCGGACCGAGAGCUGUCGAAGUUUAAGUCUUAUGUGAAUCCUACUGAGCUGAGAAGAGCCUCCAUCCACAUCCUGCUGUCCAUGCUUCCGCUUCCUCACCACUUUGGCAACGUCAAAUCAGAGGUUCUGUUGGAAGGGAAAUUCAGCAACGAUGACAACUCUCUCCACGACAAGGCGGUCACCUUCCUCUCCCUGAAGCUGCGAUUGGUCAAUAUUCUGAUCGGUGCCCUGCAAACAGAGACAGACCCGAUCAAUACACAGAUGAUACUGGCGGCGAUGCUGAAUAUCGUCCAGGAUUCUGCUCUGCUGGAGUCUGUUGGUGCUCAGGCUGAAGUGGGCAGUGUGGAUGGCAGUCAUUCUCUGGCUAAGAGUCACAGUCGUAAUAACAGUGGCAUCAGCAACGCCAGCGCAGGCAGUUCAGAAGCCACCACUCCAGACAGCGAACGCCCGGCACAGGCCCUGCUGAGAGACUACGCUCUCCACACAGACACUGCGGCCGGGCUGUUGAUCCGCAGCAUUCACCUGCUCACACAAAGACUCAACUCUCAGUGGAGACUCGACAUGAGCAUCUCUCUGGCGGCGCUCGAGCUGCUCGCGGGACUCGCCAAGGUGAAGGUGAGCGUGGAGUCGUCCGACCGUAAGCGUGCCGUCAGCUCGGUCUGCAGUUAUAUUGUGUAUCAGUGCAGUCGUCCUGCUCCGCUUCAUUCCAGAGAUCUGCACUCCAUGAUCGUCGCUGCUUUCCACUGUCUGUGUGUGUGGCUCACCGAACACCCCGACAUGCUCAAUGAGAAGGAUUGUCUGAUCGAGGUGUUGGAAAUCGUGGAGCUCGGCAUCUCUGGCAGCAAGUCCAAAACAGGCGAACAGGAAGUGAAGUAUAAAGGAGACAAAGAGCACAACCCUGCAUCUAUGAGAGUCAAAGAUGCUGCAGAGGCAACGCUAUCAUGUAUAAUGCAGGUUUUGGGUGCAUUCCCGUCUCCCAGCGGUCCCGCAUCGCCCUGCAGUCUGCUGAACGAGGACACGCUCAUCAAAUACUCCAGACUCACCUCCACAUCUCACAGCAACUUCAGAUACUUCGUCCUGGAUAACUCCGUCAUCCUUGCCAUGCUGGAGCAGCCGCUGGGGAACGAACAGAAUCCCUGUCCGUCUGUCACCAUGUUGAUAAGAGGUAUGUCUGGCCGACACGCAUGGACGAUGCAGCUCUUCCAUCAGCCUCGAGGAGCAAGAGCCAAUCAGAAGCAAGUGUUUGUUCCUGAAAGUCGACCCACUCCCAAAAAUGAUGUUGGGAUUCGGUUUAAUGUCAAGCACAGACCGUUCCCAGAAGAAGUAGAUAAGAUUCCCUUUGUGAAAGCCGACCUGAGCAUCCCAGAUCUCCAUGACAUCGUGGAUAAAGAGUUGGAGCAGCAGCAUGAUAAGCUGCGAGUGGUGAUGGGGAAGCAGAUCGAUUACGAGACCAAACUAGAGCACUAUACAGAGGACUUGUGGAGGAAUAAAGCCUUCCCAGACCCACUGACCGACUGUAAACCACCAGCUCCUGCUCAGGAGUUCCAGACUGCUCGCCUUUUCCUGUCACACUUUGGCUUCCUGUCACUAGAGGCGCUCAAGGAGCCUGGAAACAGUCGUCUUCCUCCUCACCUCAUCGCUCUGGACUCAUCAGUGCCGGGUUUUUUCGAUGACGUGGGAUAUCUGGACCUGCUGCCGUCCCGGCCGUGUGACACCGUCUUCAUCUUCUACAUGAGAGCAGGACAGAAGAGCAGCCAGGAGAUCUUGAGGAAUGUGGAGUCCUCCGCAAACGUGCAGCCGCAUUUCUUGGAGCUUCUGCUGUCUCUGGGCUGGCCGGUGGAGGUCGCUCAGCAUCCGGGCUGGACGGGGAGUGUGUUCACCAGCUGGACCAUCAACACAUCCAACGGCGCUGACACACCAGAUGACUCAGUGACUCUGGGUGACACCGGCGGUGGUGUGUUUAACGGAGAGAAGCGGGUUCUCUAUUACGCAGACGCUCUGACAGAAAUCGCUUUUGUGGUGCCGUCUCUCAGCGACUCCUCUGCGGAGUCAUCAGAGCACAGUUUCCCCACCGCAGACUCCGACUCUCAGAUGGAGCUGCUGCCCAGUUUACUCAAACAACCCAACCUCACGCUGGAGCUCUUCCCAAACCACUCUGACAACAUGGGCCCUGCGCAACGGUCGCCUACAGCAAAAAACAAGAAGUUGCCGCCUGGGAGGACGAUACCGCCACUGGGACCCGACACUAAAGUGUUGGUGGUGUGGGUUGAGCGAUACGACGACAUCGAAAACUUCCCUGUGUCAGAGUUACUAGCGGAGACCAGCACCGGUGUGGAGACGGCCGUCAAUAGCAGCGCAUCCAGGUCCAGCUCCUCAGAGAAGGACGUCCCCAUAGUGUUCAUCCAUCCGCUGAAGACCGGCCUGUUCCGCAUCAAACUGCAGGGCGCUCUGGGAAAAUUCAACAUGGUCAUUCCUCUGGUGGACAACAUGGUGGUCAGCAGGAGAUCACUGGGUUUUCUGGUGCGUCAGACUGUAAUUAAUGCGUGUCGGCGGAAGCGUCUGGAAAGCGAUUCCUACAGUCCUCCACACGUGCGGCGGAAACAGAAGAUCGCCGAAAUUGUGAACCGUUACAGAAACAAGCAGCUGGAGCCCGAGUUUUACACCUCGCUCUUCCUGGAGGUCAACGAGACCAGCCUCAAACCCUAAACAAACACAAACCCCGCUGGAGUCGAGGCCACGUUUUCUGACUUUUUAUAUCAGUUUGGUCAAAUCUUUCCUCCACUACACCAUCGCCGCACACUUGACGGAGGAUUGCUGAUCCAUUGGUCAAAAGCAAUCCUCAAUUUACUGAAGAAAUCUUAAUCUCAUGAAGAAUCAAAGUUAAAUUUCACUCCAAAAUAAAUAAGGAUAUAUGAAGAGUUCAGAUGCAAAAACCUGUUGAUAAAUAAAAGUGCCGUCUGAAAUUUACAUCAAAAAGGAACAUUUUUUUCAGUCUCCUUUGUUUAUGUUGAGAUAUUUCACUUUAAAACCCGGGAAAAGGACUUAUUCUUUGCCAUAAAAGUGAUAUAACUGAACAUACACACAGGAGCCUGAUAAAAAUACCCAUUUUAGAGGAACAUUUCAGAUGCCAUUUAGAGGUUUUUGCAUCUAAACCCUUCAUAUGUAUAUAUGGAUAUAUAUUUGCAUAUUUUGCAUAAAGAAAUUAAAGCCUUUUAGGUUAAAUAAGAUUGUGAUUAUAAUUUUGGUCGUUUUCAUUAUUAUCAAAAUUGAUUCUCUUUCUUUGCCUUCCGUUAAUGAGUAUGAGUAAUAAAUGCGUGUCGGUGGAAGCGUCAAGAGAGCGAUUCCUACAGUCCUCCACACGUGCGGCGGAAACAGAAGAUCGCAGAAAUCAAGAACCGUUACAGAAACAAACAGCUGGAGCCCGAGUUUUACACCUCGCUCCUCCUAGAGGUCAUUGAGACCAGCCUCAAACCCUAAACAAUAUUUUAGCAUAAAGGAAUUAAAACCUUUUAGGUUAAUUAAGAUUGUGAUUAUGAUUUUGGUCAUUUUCAUUAUUAUCAAAUAUGAUUCUCUUUUUUUUUUUUUUUUUUUUGCAUUCCGUUAAUGAGUAUGAGUAGUCAAAAUCAAGAUAAAUAUUUGUGCAAAACUGUUUAAUAAAUAAAUGUUAAGAAAUUAAAUGAACAAGCAUUAUUUAUAAAUAAGUAGAUUUAUUAUAUCUAAAUAAUUAAUAUAUAG
This is a messenger RNA of Danio aesculapii, 5835 nucleotides long. RefSeq names its product Ral GTPase activating protein non-catalytic subunit beta (gene ralgapb). Lineage: Eukaryota; Metazoa; Chordata; Actinopteri; Cypriniformes; Danionidae. The coding region runs from base 187 to 4806 and encodes 1539 amino acids. The record is from RefSeq and is a predicted model, not a curated record. Gene Ontology annotation, biological process: activation of GTPase activity; regulation of small GTPase mediated signal transduction. Gene Ontology annotation, molecular function: GTPase activator activity. The transcript is spliced from 33 exons.